AUGCCUUCACUCCACUGGGACAGAUUAUUGGUUGGAAUUACCUGUUGUGUAGUGACUGUGACCCUUUGGGCACCCUGUAUUUGGCAGCUUGUCCUCAGGUUUAAAACAGACACUACAGAAUCUGUGGUACCUCCGUGCUUCUGCCUCAACGGUGGUGUCUGUUGGGAUGGAGCCUGCAUGUGCUCAGAGGAGUUGGUGGGGUCUCUUUGUGAGAUAGUUAAUUUCUCUGAAGCCAGUACUUACAAAGUGAGCAUUUCUGAAAGCAUUGUAAAAAACCUUACUUUUGAACGGAUUAUAGUGGGUAAAUAUGGCAACUCCAAAGAAAAAUGCAAACCUGAUACUGUGAAUGGUAACACUUCAAUAGCAAUCUGGAAGUGUACCAGAGAAAGGAGAACUCCUACUUUAGAGUCCCCCAAAAUUCUGAAUUGUAAUGAAAAUCUGGACUCCCUAGCAUCACAGGUAAUCUUAAGGGUUGAAACUGCAGACUCCAGCAAUGUUUCAGCUAUUGCAAGUAACAUUCAAAUCCUCACCUCCAUUCCAGACCAACUGACCACACAGAACAUCUCUGCUGCUGCGAACAUCGCAGUGCAGAUUCUGAAAAAGCCAAAUGUUUCAGAAGAUUCUCAGGCAUCUGUGGCAGUAAUGGCUACAGUGAGUCAACUCCUGGAUGCCAAUGGAACAGAAUUCUACCACAAUAAUCUUGUCAAUGUUACAACAAGCCUCACAAAAACGAUGGAGGAAUUUUCUUUGACUGGCAACAUCUCGCAGCCCAACAUUGCCAUCCAGUCUGCUCCACUGAAAUUAACCUCCUCUACGAUUCUGUUUUUGGCACAGAGAGAUAGAGCACUGGGAUAUUAUCAGCCAACAAAACUAGAAAUAUGGGAAAAUGUCCCUGGGCUUAUUGGUGACCUCAGUACUGAAGUUCAGAUACUGUUCAACAUUAUAAAUAACAGUUCAUCAGACAAUGGAAGAGUUGGCUUUGUCCUGUAUCAAAAUGACAAACCUUUCCAGUCAAGGACUUAACAGAGUCGCAGUACUUUCUCUAAACAAAUUGUCUCUGGCAACAUUGAUGGUGGCAAAAACAGCGGUGUUGAAAUAGCCUUCAGUCCCAAGUACAACACAUCCAAACUUCAGCUGCGUGAUCAUGCCUGUGUCUUUUGGGACUAUACUGUCAACGACUGGAGCACCGCUGGCUGUGCAAAAGGAAGAGACCAGUUCUUGAGAUGCAGGUGUAAUCACACUGCUAAUUUUGCUGUCCUGAUGGCCUUUCAGAUAAAAUAUAAAUAUGCAAAGCCUUUGGAGUAUAUUUCUUACAUUGGUGUUGGAUUGUCCAUUGCUGGUCUGGUCAUUACCAUUUUGUUUCAAAUAUUCACUAGGAAAACUCAAAAGCCAUCUAUAAUGUGGAUGUUAGUGAGUCUCUGUUUCUCUAUGCUCACUUUUAACAUCAUCUUCAUCUCUGGAAUUGAAAACCAAAAUGCCAGGAACCACAGCAAUGAUACCAUCAGCUACUACCAGCAAAACCUUCCUUAUGAUACUGCCAGUAACACCUUACUCACAUCUGACAUGGUAGAUCCUCCUGCAGACUCCUGGUGCAUGGUCGUGGCUGCCCUACUGCACUAUUUUUUGUUGGCGACGUUUAUGUGGACAGCACUCAAUUCUGCACAGCUGUACUUAGUGCUGCUUAGAGCCACGAAGCCCCUGCCUGGACACUUCCUUGUCACCAUGUCAGUAAUUGGAUGGGGGAUCCCUGCUGUAGUAGUUGCAAUAACACUUGGAGCUACUUACAGAGAAGGAAAAGCUUUAAACUACCGGCAGGAAGAAUUUUGCUGGCUUGCAGCACUGGAUCAAAAUCAGAAUUUUGGCAUGCAAAAGCCUAUGUUGUGGUCAUUCCUUUUGCCAGUAGCGCUCAUACUUCUGUUUAACAUUAUAACCUUCAUCAAGAUCACAGUCUCUGUGAUAUGGAAGAAGAACGAGAAUUUGACAAGGAAUAAAAAGGAUUCAUUUAUGAAAAAAAUGAUUGGUACUAUCUCUAUAGUUGUAGUGCUUGGAAUCACCUGGACAAUAGGCUACCUCAUGUUAAUAAGUCAUGAAGAAACAAGUCUUGUUUUCAGCUAUCUGUUCUGCCUUUUGAAUGCUACCCAGGGACUUCAGAUUUGCGUUCUGUACACUUUCAGAUCAUCAGUUUUCAAGAAAAAAGUUCCCAAAGUGUUUGCCGCUUUCUGGGUGCCAGAGGUAUCGCUCUACCUGCAUUCAAAAACCUGCUACUUUUCAAAAUCACAGCCUGCAAAGCAUUCACAGGAAACUUUCAGAUCAACCCGGACUUUUUCAGAGAAUAUUUCCUUGUCUACCUUCCCUAACUGGAGUUAG
Molecule: messenger RNA, 2367 nt
Organism: Phalacrocorax carbo (great cormorant)
Lineage: Eukaryota; Metazoa; Chordata; Aves; Suliformes; Phalacrocoracidae
Source: RefSeq, a predicted model, not a curated record